AUGGAUGACGACGAUUACCUCCGCGACCUGAUGCGCGGCGGUGGGUCCGAUUCCGACGACGACUCGGAGGACGGGCGGCCGGCGCCGGGAGCGAGCGCGCGAGGCGGGGGGGUCGAAGAGGGAGCGUUCGCAGCGCUCGCGUUGGGCGGCGUCCAUGGGAGCGAGUCGUCGUCGUCGUCGUCGUCGUCGUCGCCGUCGGAUUCGGACGCGGACGUCGAGGGAGGCGACGCCUCGGGGUCGGGAUCGGGCCCCGAGGACGCCGCGGAAAACGGCUGGACGUGGUCCACCGGCGCGGCGCCGGGCGCCACCCUCGCGCGGGGCGCCACCGCGAAGAAGAAGAAGCCCAUCCUCAUGCCCGGCGAGAAGCGCUCGCUGAAGAAGCGACACAUGGCGGAACUGCGCGCCGCGCGCGCGGAGGUCCGCAACGGAUGGACACCUCAGGAUGUCAAGCGCGAGCUCGAGUCCAUGGUCGCCGCGGGGCGACGCGAGUGGACCCCCCCGGGCGGGGGCGUGCGAGCCGCGGAUGCCAAGAUAAUCAGGAAACUCGCGAGAUGCUAUCCGAACCUUCGAUGCGACUCUGAGACGAGCGCGGCGUCCGGGCGGAAGAAACGGGCGUACGUCCGGGUGGUGAACCUCGCGCACCCGGUCAAUCACGGCGGGGCGGAGGUGGACGCCGAGCGCGGAGCGUUUUCGGGGCGGGGACGCGCGCUCGGCGGCGGCGGCGACGGCGGCGACGAUGGCAAUCUCGGCUCGGCAAUCUCGGAGAUUAACCCCGCCGCGUCCGCGCGCGCCGCGGAGAUCGCCGCGCCCGUCCCGACGCGCGAGAAGUUCCUCGCCGAUCCCGUCCGACUCGCCAGGCUCGCGCGGUUCCUCGGGCGGGGCCGCGUCGAGGGCACAGCCGGCGAGGGCACGGCUGUGUCGGGAGCGGCUGCGUCGGGCCCGUCGCGGCGCGGGGCGGGGCGGGGCGGGGUCGACGGCCGCGGGAACCGGACGCGGGGGCGCCUCGCGGGCCACGCGCCGGUGUUCAGCAGCGCGGGGAUCGUCGACGGGAUCGGCGGCGGCGUCGCUCGGGCGGCUGCGGAGGAGGAGGAGGACGGGGAGGACGACGACGCGAUGGACGUAGCCGGGGGCGUAUCGGGCAUGGAACGGGCGCCGCGUCAUCCGAGCUCCUACGCCGCGGACUUCGGCGCGUUCGAGGCGCACACCACGGGUUUCGGGUCGAGGUUGAUGCGUCGGAUGGGGUACGUCGAGGGCGGGGGGUUGGGACCGAAUGGACGGGGCAUAUCAGAGCCGGUGUCGCAGUCGCGCAGGCCGAAAAACCUGGGCCUCGGCGCGACGGGCGCGGGGUGA
Micromonas commoda is the source of this 1350-nucleotide messenger RNA. RefSeq lists its product with no specific name. Gene Ontology annotation, molecular function: nucleic acid binding. The transcript has a single exon. Bases 1 to 1350 code for a protein of 449 amino acids. Lineage: Eukaryota; Viridiplantae; Chlorophyta; Mamiellophyceae; Mamiellales; Mamiellaceae. The record is from RefSeq and is a predicted model, not a curated record.